This is a messenger RNA of Physcomitrium patens, 1640 nucleotides long. RefSeq names its product photosystem II stability/assembly factor HCF136, chloroplastic. The record is from RefSeq and is a predicted model, not a curated record. Gene Ontology annotation, molecular function: protein binding. Lineage: Eukaryota; Viridiplantae; Streptophyta; Bryopsida; Funariales; Funariaceae.
GUCGCAAGGCCAUCCGCCAUAGCCAGAACAAGGAGACUCUCUCAGGCCCUGACUAGCAUUGCUCAGUCCUCGUCCGAUUCGCAGAUCACCGAAUUGGGUUUGUCAUUGUCGCCACUGACAUCACGAAAUUGCAGCUCAAUUGGCAAUUUGUAGGACUCCGGGAUGGCUGCCCUCGGGACGCAAGCGUUGUCGCUGCUGAGCUCGCAUCCGCAGGGGAUUCUCGCCAAGGGCUCGAGGUUGUCGUCGGCGUCAUCGAGCUCGACCGCGAUUCCUUUCUUCACUGGGUUUCGCGGCGAUUCGAAUGUCAAGGCAGCGAAUGCGCCAGUGGAGUCAUGUGCUUUCAAAGGGUGUGUAGUUACGCCAGUGGCAUCUCUGGAGGAUGAGGAGACUGUGGCAGUUCUGAGCAGGAGGAGUGUGUUGGCUGCGAGUACCGCUGCAUUGUCGCUCGGGGCCCUUUCGGGAGGAAGCGAUGGAAAUGAUGCAGCGCUGGCUGACGAGACAAUUUCUAGCUGGGAACAGGUUACGCUUCCCGUCGACCCUGGCGUCGUGCUGCUUGACAUGGCGUUUGUACCUGAUCAGCCCGACCGCGGUUUCUUGUUAGGUACUCGACAGACAUUGUUGGAAACGAAGGAUGGGGGUCGGUCGUGGAGUCCACGCAGUAUUCCAUCUGCCGAAGAUGAGGACUUUAACUAUAGGUUUAACAGCAUCAGCUUCCAAGGUCAGGAAGGAUGGAUUAUUGGCAAGCCAGCCAUUCUGCUGCACACCAGUAAUGGUGGAGAGAGUUGGGAGCGCAUCCCUCUCAGUGUUCGUCUUCCCGGAAAUCCUAUCACAAUCAGGGGCACGGGGCCGCAGAGUGCAGAGAUGGUAACCGAUGAGGGUGCCAUUUACGUUACAUCAAACAAUGGGUACAACUGGAAGGCCGCUGUGGAAGAGACUGUCUCUGCUACCCUGAAUAGAACUGUGUCAAGUGGAAUCAGUGGAGCCAGUUACUACACUGGUACUCUCAACACAGUGAACAGGUCAUCAGCCGGUGAUUAUGUCGCCGUUGUCAGCCGUGGAAACUUUUUCUUGACUUGGGAGCCUGGACAGCCAUACUGGCAACCUCACAACCGUACGAGUGCACGCCGAAUCCAGAAUAUGGGAUGGCGAGCAGAUGGUGGGUUGUGGCUGGUGGUUCGCGGAGGUGGACUCUUUGUCAGCAAAGGCACUGGGGUGACGGAGGAUUUCGAUGAGCAGAAAAUUCCAAGCAGAGGUUUCGGUAUUCUGGAUGUUGGGUAUCGAUCCAAGGACGAAGCUUGGGCUGCCGGAGGCAGUGGCAUCUUGUUGAGGACAACGGACGGAGGAAAAUCAUGGAUCCGUGACAAGGUCGCAGACAAAAUCGCUGCCAACUUAUACUCUGUAAAGUUCAUUAACGACAAAGGUUUCGUGCUGGGCAACGAUGGUGUGCUUCUGCGGUACCUUGGUUGAUUAUAUCAUGUAUCUAUCUAGAUUUUGACGGGAGCAAGCCAACUAGGUGAAUUUUAGUACUGAGCAGCGCCUUUCCAAUUCUUUGUGUCAUGGCUUAUUUUUGUUAAUGCAUAACACCCUUUCAUGGCUGGAAAAUGUUUGAGCACGUGGAAAGGAGCAGCUUUUAUUGCUUC